AUGUCCUCGGGGCGUGGUCGCGGUUACACUGGGCGUCACCACUUGCCGCCGCGCGAGGCCCGUCCAGGAGACGACGUGGACGAGAUGAACGCGGCCAGGACUCUUGCCGAACUAAGCCCUAGGGCUACUGAACCGAGAAUAGAGAGUGAAGAAGAUGAACCUUUCAAAGAAGAUAAAAGAGAUGAAGACUCUCUAGCAGAGCUACUGUAUGUGGACGAGCAGUUCGCGCCAUUAUUGGUUUUGUUGGAACAGUUCAGUCCUGGUGAAGAUGGUAUACAGUUUAAUAGGAAACUAAGGCAUUUUGAAACUACAGUAACUAAUAUGUGUCCCGAUGAAGCAAGAUUGCAACAAGCGUUUUCAACAUUCCGUGCGGCGGCGCUGCAGAGCUCGGUGACGUCACGCAAGCUGUCCGCUGUUGGAGCUUCCUUCACGCGCCAGCAAAGGCAGCAGUUGUUGAGAGCUGCUCUUCUCAAUGUGGUCAUGCAGGGAACCUUCACCAAAUUGGACAUCUUGGAGCGGUCUAAUCCUAUAUAUUUGAUAAAUGCAGCUAAUUUAAUGGGCGAUUAUUUUGCGGAGGCGCGUCUCUGCAACGGCAACAAAGUGCACAUUCUAGCGAACCCCUUACUGCAGUAUAUGAGGGCUCUACUGACGAGUGACGACCUGAGAGCGCACCGUAGUCUUGCCACACAGCUUAUGCAAAAUGGCCGUGAACUCCUCUCAGUGCUUGCUCAAGAGUUGGAUGAUCUGUCAAUAUCUAUCAGACUGCGUCUCCUAACACCACCCCCUGUUAGCAUCAUAUGGUUAUUACUUUCUGCAGAUUUGUGCUUAAACAAAUUUUUGCCUUUACCGAACACCCUACAACAGUUCUACGCUGCCCAUCUAGACCUGACAACGGAUGAGAAUUUCAGCGAAGUCACAUAUGGGUCGUGGAAGAAGAAGGAUGACUUCAAAGAAGACUCGGAGAAAGUUAGCCAAAAUUUAUCCCAGAUUAGUCUAAAUCAGGAUGAUGAUGCUAAACCUAAGCUUAGACCCAUUUUAGGGGCUGGUGCCGGGUUGUUGAGACAGGAGCAAGGUCUUUUGUGUCAAAUGUCGCAAGAGACCUUCGAUACUUGGACAACUAAGAGUAAUUUAACCAAGAGAUAUGAUCUGAACUCUUGGAGGCAGCCGGAAGAGAAGAAGGAGGAGGCAGAACCAGUCUUCAAUCCAACAGUCUUGCCACCCAACAUCCAGAACUUUCCACCACCAAAUUAUAAUUAUCAAGAACCAUAUGUGAACUAUUUACAGCAAGGCGACGGUGCAUAUAUACAAAGUUUCCAAACACCAAACUAUAGUGUACCUGAAUUCAUACCACAGUACACAGAAAGACCCAAUGUUCCAGAACGAGUCAACAAUGAAGUGCAAAAGACAUCUAGCACUCGCAAACCAGUUGAAAAUUGGCGGAAAGAAAAGAGUGAUCUCAAAGAAGAUGCGAAUAAAAAUAAGAAGAAUUGGACCCGACAGCGUUCUAGGGAUAACGUUAAUGAAGAGGAUAAAGAGAGGGAUGUGCGGUCAGUAUCCCGGAGUUCCCGGGAGUCCCGGCAGUCGAAUCCUGGUAGGGCGAAUAGACGGAACAGUGGUGAAGAGUCGAAGACACCUCCAAGAAGACAUGUGUCUGAUGUACCAAGAAACCAAAAGUAUUGGGAUCAUGACGAUAGAUGUGACAAAGACUAUAACAGU
This is a messenger RNA of Brenthis ino (lesser marbled fritillary), 1716 nucleotides long. NCBI's taxonomy places the organism in Eukaryota, Metazoa, Arthropoda, Insecta, Lepidoptera, Nymphalidae. The record is from the annotation of a GenBank genome assembly.